This is a messenger RNA of Salarias fasciatus (jewelled blenny), 1503 nucleotides long. It is a transcript of the gene aimp2, whose product is annotated as aminoacyl tRNA synthetase complex interacting multifunctional protein 2. Lineage: Eukaryota; Metazoa; Chordata; Actinopteri; Blenniiformes; Blenniidae. Bases 102 to 1064 code for a protein of 320 amino acids. The transcript is spliced from 4 exons. Gene Ontology annotation, cellular component: aminoacyl-tRNA synthetase multienzyme complex. The record is from RefSeq and is a predicted model, not a curated record.
CUCUGUGGUAGCUGCUGCUGCCGCCUGUCAACACAUUUGAGCCGCAGAAAGUGGCUGCGAUUAAAUCAGUGUUUCUGACAGCGCGCCGACUGUCCUCCACCAUGCCCAUGUACCAGGUAAAGCCCGUCUGCUCGACUGACUUAAAGAUCGAUUUGCCAACGUGCAUGUACAAGAUACCAAAUAUCCACACGCCGAAGGGGAACGGCUGCAGCUCCGAGCACGCGCUCCAGAAUGGCGAGGUGGAUUCAGCAGUCAAAGCUCUGGAGGCCCGGCAGGAUGAGAUCAUGAGGAAGCUGUACGAGCUGAAGGCAGCAGUGGAAGGCCUGGCCAAGACGGUGACGACCCCUGAUGCUGAUCUGGACCUGACGGUCAGCAGCAGCCUCUCGUCCCAGAGCUCCUGCUUCAAAGGCACCACAGACCUGGACAUGCAACUGGGCAAGGACAUUGGCGCCCUCCGCGACAUCGUCAUAAACGCCAACCCGACGCAGCCUCCUCUGACCCUGCUGGUGCUCCACAGUCUGCUGUGUCAGCGCUACCGCGUGCUGUCCACCGUUCAUGUCCACUCCUCCGUCUCCGGCGUGCCACCACAGCUGCUGUCUUGUCUCGGCCCACGGCACGCAGACAGCUACGCCCGUCACAUGUUCCAGCUGGGCUUCACCCUCAUAUGGAAAGAUGUUCCAAAACUGCAGAUGAAGUUCAGCGUCCAGAACAUGUGUCCCAUCGAAGGCGAGGCCAGCGUGGCACGCUUCCUCUUCAAGCUGCUGGCUCCCUACCCCAGCGACCCGGCCGUGGCCACACUGGUGGACAGCUGGGUGGAUACGGCUUUCUUCCAGUUGGCGGAGGGCAGCGCCAAGGAGCGCGCCGCCGUCCUGCGGGCCCUCAACUCCGCCCUGGGCCGCACCCCCUGGCUGUCGGGCUCGGAGUUCACCCUGGCGGACGUGGCCUGCUACUGCUGCGUGCUGCGCAGCGGCUCGGCCUCCGCUGCACCCGCCAACGUCCAGCGCUGGAUCAAGUCCUGCGAGAACCUAGGCCACUUCAGCCCCGCCAAGCUGCUCCUGCAAUGACCAGGGCUAUUCAGGGAGGCAAAGUGAGAGAAGGGCAUUAGAAUAACUAAAUAUCCCGGCCUUGUCUGGAACUCAUUGCAAUGCUUCCUCUCUUACUGUAACUUCUUGCUGACCGUGCUCAGUAGAAGCGAUGUGGAUGAAUUUAUCCUCGCCAUGCUGCUUUUAUACAACAGAUUUUAAAGCUAUAUUUUGUAAGGGAGGAAGCAUGACAGCACCGUCAAGACGGGCUCGGUGAGGAUUAAAUCAACUAUACUGACAGAGUUCGAGACAAACGCACUGUACACCUUCCACCCACUUUGUGCCUAACACAGUCCUGUUCUGAUUAUGUGUGUGUGUCAAUGUAUGGUGAUGGGUAUUACGAUGUGUUGGGAAGAAAAAACAAGAGUAAUACUUUGUACCAUUCAUUUUUCUGAAAUCAUUAAAAAAAACUUAUACUUUG